AUGUCAGUCCAAUCAGACGAUCCGCUGGAACCCUUCUAUUUCGAGCACGAGGAUCAGGUGAUUUGCGGACAGUCGGUUAGCCCCAUAACAGAUGGCUUCCAAGAGGAUUACCCCAGCGUUGUGGAUCGGUUCUUUACCAGAUAUUACUACUUUAAAGGGGAUGUGCCUUACCAAGUGCUCUACCACUCCAAUCGCAUUUGCCUGGUCUGCCUGGCUCCCGAUCAUCCUGCUCUAUGUCAGGGCAUCUCCACGGUGAACUUCGAUAUUGGAAACGUAGAUCGCAGCCAGAAUGUGGUCAAAGGCAAGGGAAAAAAGGGCGGAAUGAUUCUUCAGGCGGAGUCCACCUUGGCUCUGCUAACCACCGAUACAGGUGAGACCUUCAAGGUGCCUAGCUGCAUUCGGGGCAAACUGGUGGAGGUAAACACCGCCUUGGUGCAGGAGCCCAAACUUCUGGAGCAACUGCCCGAAGGAGCUGGCUUCUUUGCCAUCCUUUUGCCCAAAAUCGAGAACUGCGAUGCAAUCAAGGCGAGCCUACUGACCCAGGAGCAAUACGAGGAGCGUCUAAAGAUCAUAAAGGAGAAGAAAUCUAAAAUCGAGAUCAGCGAUGACAAACAAGACAGUCUUCGGACCGAGGAGCCUUUACAGAUCGUUCAAAUAAAUCUGGAAACGUGAUUCUGACCUAAGUUUUUCCUGUUCAACUUGUCUAAUAAAGUCUAUGUAUUUAUACAUAAA
Drosophila rhopaloa is the source of this 732-nucleotide messenger RNA. Its product is annotated as protein Abitram. Gene Ontology annotation, cellular component: dendrite; lamellipodium; filopodium tip. Gene Ontology annotation, biological process: dendrite morphogenesis; regulation of filopodium assembly; regulation of actin filament polymerization. The record is from RefSeq and is a predicted model, not a curated record. Bases 1 to 672 code for a protein of 223 amino acids. The transcript has a single exon. Lineage: Eukaryota; Metazoa; Arthropoda; Insecta; Diptera; Drosophilidae. Gene Ontology annotation, molecular function: actin monomer binding; actin filament binding.